AUGACAGCGAUGAAGGCUGCCUCGUUGUCUGCAAGGGAAGAUGAGACUGUAGAGAAAACCAUCAAUGGAAAAUCCCCAUGGUACAACACCACACCCAAGGCGAGGGGAGGUCGACGCGGACUUUUUCUCGUCACUCGUGGUCCCACAAUGCAGGCCAAAACAGAAUUUGAGGAAAUGCUGGCAAUGGUGGAGUCGGACCUAUUUGAUUUCGUUAUCGGAUUUGGGGGAUCCUCCACCCUCCCUGGGUUUGUUGGACCCACAGUGCUAGCAUUCAUUCGUGCAGCUGCAGUGUUUGGCUGCACGGACGUAUGGAAGUCCCUUUGUGAUUUGCUUGUCACCAAUCCGGAUGUGCUGGAGCACACUACAGUCACUGUGGUGUAUGCUUGCUAUGCGGAUGGGAGACGCACUGUAGAGAGUAGGGGGGGUGACCAAACAUAG
Molecule: messenger RNA, 438 nt
Organism: Suillus subalutaceus
Lineage: Eukaryota; Fungi; Basidiomycota; Agaricomycetes; Boletales; Suillaceae
Exons: 2
Coding region: 1-438 (145 amino acids)
Source: RefSeq, a predicted model, not a curated record